CGCAUAGACGAUGGUUCUCUCCGAAUCUCCACUCGCUGGAUAGCAUAGCAUCGCUCCUUCGUUGAAUUCUUCCUCAAUCCAUCCAUCCACCCACUACCAACCACACAUCCUUCUCGUCUCCCCGCCAGCCAUGUCCCUCACGCCGGCGAUGAAGGCCCUUGGCGGCCUGGCCACCUGGGCUUACCUCGACGCAAAGUACGGACUUCGAUCCGACUCGCGAUUGGGCAGGGCUGCAGCUCGUGGUAACUUGACCCACCGCCUCAACAGCUGGAAGGGAAAGAUCUCUCUCUACGAGCGAUUUGCUGCCAGAGUGCAGUCGACGCCAGACAAUGUCGCAUACGUCUACGAAGGGCAGACGUGGACCUGGAGCCAGAUUCAGAAGGACGUCUUCCGAGUCGCCAACUAUCUCUUGAGCCUCGGCCUCAAGCCUGGAGACCGCAUUGCCCUCGUCUCGGGCAACUCGGUCGCAUUCGUUACCAUCUGGCUUGCCUGCAUGUCUAUCAAUGUCGCCCCGGCCUUCAUCAACCACGGCCUCACCGGUCAAGGUCUCGAGCACUGCAUUAAGGUCUCGCGCGGUCAAGUCGUCCUCUACGAGCCCGGCUUCGAAGAGAAUAUCGCCGCCAUCCAAUCACAGCUUCAAGGCUCAAAUGUCCGCCAGUACGUUUGCAUCGAGGACGGCAUCCCAUUGUCCACAGGGGAGAAGUCAGGCAGCGGCGCUUCAGGUUCCAUCCAGAACUCGGUCACCCUCAGCCUGCCCCAGCUGCGAGCCUCCUCCCCCAGCCCCAAGCCCAUCGAUCCUACCUACCGCAAAGACGUCACAGAGAAGACGCCCGCCUGCCUCAUCUACACUUCGGGCACCACGGGACUGCCCAAAGCAGCGCUCUGCUCGCACGGCCGCAUUGGCUUCGCCCUCGUCAUCUUCGGUACGGUCAACAACUUCAAGACGUCCGACCGCAUCUAUACGCCUAUGCCUCUCUAUCACUCCUCUGCCGCCUUCCUCUGCAUCGCAACCGCCUGGCCUGCAGGCUCCACAGUCAUCAUCGGCCGCAGGUUCUCCGCCAGCAGAUACUGGGACGAAGUGCGCAAGUACGACGCGACCGUCGUCCAGUACAUUGGUGAGAUUGCACGUUAUCUCCUCGCCGUGCCGCCAAGCCCGCUCGACAAGCAACAUCGCGUCCGCAUGGCCUACGGCAACGGCAUGCGUCCAGACGUCUGGACCAAGUUCCGUGAACGCUACGGCGUCAAGGAGGUCUCAGAAUUCUACGCGUCCUCUGAGGGCAACGGCGCCUUGAUCAACUACAACACCGGGCCCUUCGGCGCAGGCGCCAUCGGCCGCUUCGGCCCCGUCGCUAGGCGCGCCCGUCCAGACUUCAAGAUUGCUCGCGUUGAUGCCAUCACAGAAGACAUCUAUCGCGAUCCCAAGACGGGCUUUUGUGUCGAGUGCGAGCCAGAGGAGAGCGGGGAGUUCCUCAUGGUCAUUGAUUCUUCGAAACCCUCUGGUGACUUCCAGGGUUAUGCGGAUAACCCGGAGGCGACGCAGAAGAAGAUCUUGAGCGAUGUCUUCAAGAAGGGGGACAGGUGGUUCAGGAGUGGCGAUCUGAUGAAAAGGGAUGCGGAUGGCUUCUUCUGGUUCCAAGAUCGCCUAGGCGACACCUUCCGCUGGCGCGGCGAGAACGUCUCUACAGCGGAGGUGGCGCAAGCCCUUGGCCAGGUCAUCGGCGAAGCAAACGUGUAUGGUGUCGAGGUCCCCGGCUCAGACGGUCGAGCAGGCUGUGCUGCCAUCCCCUCGGACGUCGUCUUCGACCCUGCCCACCUCGCAGCACAUGCGCGCAAGACGCUGCCCAAGUAUGCUGUACCCUUCUUCUUGAGGAUCGUGCCCACGAUGGAGCAGACGGGAACUGUCAAGCAUCUCAAAGUCGCACUGCGUAAAGAGGGCAUUGAUCACUCGAUGGUCAAGGGAGACGCCAUCUGGUGGCUUCCGCCAAAUGCAGAGGCGUACAGACCCUUCUUGCCGCAGGACCUGCAAGAGCUCGCUGCGGGUAGGGUCAAGCUUUGAGCUGAAGAGCUCACUGAUUGAUAUUCCGUCCCUUGCUUCCUCUUCCCCUUCCUCUUUCGGCAAGCAGCCGCCCCUCGUAGCUCGUAGACUUGAUUAAUUUGGUCUUCCCUUUCUCUCUUGCUGCAAUCACAAUGGAAACAUCUUUUCUUAUGCAUGCAGUAUUGCGUGUUGCAUUAUCAUUCCAUAGAUAAUCAUACAUGACA
Molecule: messenger RNA, 2259 nt
Organism: Jaminaea rosea
Lineage: Eukaryota; Fungi; Basidiomycota; Exobasidiomycetes; Microstromatales
Product: putative FAT1-long-chain fatty acid transporter
Exons: 3
Coding region: 131-2056 (641 amino acids)
Molecular function (GO): long-chain fatty acid transmembrane transporter activity; long-chain fatty acid-CoA ligase activity
Source: RefSeq, a predicted model, not a curated record